GGGGGCGGGCUUUAAUCUCCCGGCCCACUGUUUGGCUAUCUGCAGGGGCUGGCCUCCAAUUAUUGGUCACUGCCGCGAGGGCCGCCGGGACUCGCACUCGGCGGUUGUUCCAGAAGAAAGAGACAGCGAUGGCGGCAGAGGCUUCGAAGACUGGGCCUUCCCGGUCUUCCUACCAGCGGAUGGGGAGGAAGAGUCAGCCCUGGGGUGCCGCUGAAAUCCAGUGCACCAGGUGUGGAAGGAGGGUAUCCAGAGCAUCCGGUCACCAUUGUGAACUUCAAUGUGGACAUGCUUUUUGUGAACUAUGCUUGUUAAUGACUGAAGAAUGCACCACAAUUAUAUGCCCUGAUUGUGAGGUUGCUACAGCUGUAAAUACUAGACAACGCUACUACCCUAUGGCUGGAUAUAUUAAAGAAGACUCCAUAAUGGAAAAACUGCAGCCUAAGACGAUAAAGAAUUGUUCUCAGGACUUUAAGAAGACUGCUGAUCAGCUAACUACUGGUUUACUAAGUUCAGCCUCCACAGACAAGACUGUUUUGAACUCAUCAGCUGUAAUGUUGGACACUAAUACUGCAGAAGAAAUUGAUGAAGCAUUGAAUACAGCACACCAUAAUUUCGAACAGUUAAGCAUUGCUGGAAAAGCGCUUGAACACAUGCAGAAGCAAACGAUAGAGGAAAGAGAAAGAGUUAUAGAAGUUGUGGAGAAACAGUUUGACCAACUUUUGGCUUUUUUUGAUUCCAGGAAAAAGAACCUGUGUGAAGAAUUUGCAAGAACUACUGAUGAUUAUCUAUCAAAUUUAAUAAAGGCUAAAAGCUACAUUGAAGAGAAAAAAAAUAAUUUGAAUGCAGCUAUGAACAUAGCAAGAGCAUUACAAUUAUCACCUUCUCUAAGAACAUACUGUGACCUGAAUCAGAUUAUCCGGACUUUGCAGUUAACUUCAGAUAGUGAAUUAGCACAAGUUAGUUCUCCACAACUAAGGAACCCUCCCAGGUUGAGUGUGAAUUGCAGUGAGAUCAUCUGUAUGUUCAACAAUAUGGGAAAGAUUGAAUUUAGGGACUCAACAAAAUGUUAUCCCCAAGAAAAUGAAAUUAGACAGAAUGUUCAAAAGAAAUAUAAUAACAAAAAGGAACUUUCUUGUUACGAUACAUACCCACCGCUAGAAAAGAAAAAGGUUGACAUGUCUGUCCUAACCAGUGAAGCACCACCACCUCCUUUGCAACCUGAGACAAAUGAUGUACAUUUAGAAGCAAAAAACUUCCAGCCACAGAAAGACGUUGCAACAGCAUCCCCUAAAACCAUUGCUGUGUUACCUCAGAUGGGAUCUAGCCCUGAUGUGAUAAUUGAAGAAAUUAUUGAAGACAACGUGGAAAGUUCUGCAGAGCUAGUUUUUGUAAGCCAUGUAAUAGAUCCUUGCCAUUUCUACAUUCGGAAGUAUUCACAAAUAAAAGACGCCAAAGUACUGGAGAAGAAGGUGAAUGAAUUUUGCAAUAGGAGUUCACACCUUGAUCCUUCAGACAUUUUGGAACUAGGUGCAAGAAUAUUUGUCAGCAGUAUUAAAAAUGGAAUGUGGUGUCGAGGAACUAUCACAGAAUUAAUUCCAAUAGAGGGUAGAAAUACCAGAAAACCUUGUAGUCCAACCAGAUUAUUUGUCCAUGAAGUUGCACUAAUACAAAUAUUCAUGGUAGAUUUUGGAAAUUCUGAAGUCCUGAUUGUCACUGGAGUUGUUGAUACCCAUGUGAGACCAGAACACUCUGCUAAGCAACAUAUUGCACUAAAUGAUUUAUGUCUGGUUCUAAGGAAAUCUGAACCAUAUACUGAAGGGCUGCUAAAAGACGUCCAGCCAUUAGCACAACCAUGCUCAUUGAAAGACAUUGUUCCACAGAAUUCAAAUGAAGGCUGGGAAGAGGAAGCUAAAGUGGAAUUUUUGAAAAUGGUAAAUAACAAGGCUGUUUCAAUGAAAGUUUUUAGAGAAGAAGAUGGUGUGCUUAUUGUAGAUCUGCAAAAACCACCACCGAAUAAAAUAAGCAGUGAUAUGCCUGUGUCUCUUAGAGAUGCGCUAGUUUUUAUGGAACUAGCAAAGUUUAAGUCACAAUCACUAAGAAGUCACUUUGAAAAAAAUACUACUUUACACUAUCAUCCACCUAUUUUGCCUAAAGAAAUGACAGAUGUUUCAGUAACCGUUUGUCAUAUAAAUAGUCCUGGAGAUUUCUAUCUUCAGUUGAUAGAGGGCCGGGAUAUUUUAUUUCUAUUAAACACAAUCGAGGAAUUCUAUAAAAGUGAAGAUGGAGAAAAUCUGGAAAUCCUCUGUCCAGUUCAAGAUCAAGCCUGUGUAGCUAAAUUUGAAGAUGGAAUUUGGUACCGAGCAAAAGUUAUCGAACUUAACCAUUGGGAAUCUUGCUGGAAAAGUUGUAUAGAUAGAACAAAGCAACAGAAAUUAAUUAUUCAAAAACCGGUGAACUCUAGUUUGAUGUUGACUGUUUGUCUGUCCCAUGCUAUUUUGAUUGUCAAGGUACAAAUUAAAGGAUUGCCUGGACAUCAGGAAGUUGAAGUUAAAUAUGUAGACUUUGGUAAUACUGCAAAAAUAACAAUCAAAGACGUGCGUAAAAUAAAGGAUGAGUUUCUGAAUGCCCCAGAGAAGGCAAUUAAAUGUAAGUUGGCCUAUAUUGAACCAUAUAAAAGGACAAUGCAGUGGUCCAAAGAAGCUAAAGAAAAAUUUGAAGAAAAGGCUCAAGAUAAAUUUAUGACAUGUUCAGUUAUCAAAAUUCUGGAAGAUAAUGUGCUCUUAGUUGAGCUUUUCGAUUCUCUUGGUGCUCCUGAAAUGACUACUACUAGUAUUAAUGACCAGCUAGUUAAAGAGGGCCUAGCAUCUUAUGAAAUAGGAUACAUCCUCAAAGAUAAUUCUCAAAAGCAUAUUGAAGUUUGGGAUCCUUCUCCAGAAGAAAUUAUUUCAAAUGAAGUACACAACUUAAAUCCUGUGUCUGCAAAAUCUCUACCUAAUGAGAAUUUUCAGUCACUUUAUAAUAAGGAAUUGCCUGUGCAUAUCUGUAAUGUAAUAUCUCCUGAGAAGAUUUAUGUUCAGUGGUUGUUAACUGAAAACUUACUUAAUAGUUUAGAAGAAAAGAUGAUAGCUGCUUAUGAAAACUCAAAAUGGGAACCUGUUAAAUGGGAAAAUGAUAUGCACUGUGCUGUUAAGAUCCAAGAUAAAAAUCAGUGGCGAAGAGGCCAGAUCAUCAGAAUGGUUACAGACACAUUGGUAGAGGUCUUGCUGUAUGAUGUGGGUGUUGAACUAGUAGUGAAUGUUGACUGUUUAAGAAAACUUCAAGAAAAUCUAAAGACAAUGGGAAGACUCUCUUUGGAAUGUUCUCUGGUUGACAUAAGACCAGCUGGUGGGAGUGACAAGUGGACAGCAACAGCUUGUGACUGUCUUUCAUUGUACCUGACUGGAGCUGUAGCAACUAUAAUCUUACAGGUGGAUAGUGAGGAAAACAACACAACAUGGCCAUUACCUGUGAAAAUUUUCUGCAGAGAUGAAAAAGGAGAGCGUGUUGAUGUUUCUAAAUAUUUGAUUAAAAAGGGUUUGGCUUUGAGAGAAAGGAGAAUUAAUAAAUUAGAUAACAGCCAUUCAUUAUCUGAGAAGUCUCUGGAAGUCCCCCUGGAACAGGAAGAUUCAGUAGUUACUAACUGUAUUAAAACUAACUUUGACCCUGACAAGAAAACUGCUGACAUAAUCAGUGAACAGAAAGUGUCUGAAUUUCAGGAGAAAAUUCUAGAACCAAGAACCACUAGAGGGUAUAAGCCACCAGCUAUUCCUAACAUGAACGUAUUUGAGGCAACAGUCAGCUGUGUUGGUGAUGACGGAACUAUAUUUAUAGUACCUAAACUAUCAGAAUUUGAGCUAAUAAAAAUGACAAAUGAAAUUCAAAGUAAUUUAAAAUGCCUUGGUCUUUUGGAGCCUUAUUUCUGGAAAAAAGGAGAAGCAUGUGCAGUAAGAGGAUCCGAUACUCUGUGGUAUCGUGGCAAGGUGAUGGAAGUUGUAGGUGGCGCUGUCAGAGUACAAUAUUUAGAUCAUGGAUUCACUGAAAAGAUUCCGCAGUGCCAUCUUUACCCUAUUUUGCUGUAUCCUGAUAUACCCCAGUUUUGUAUUCCUUGUCAGCUCCAUAAUACCACACCUGUUGGGAAUGUCUGGCAACCAGAUGCAAUAGAAGUUCUUCAACAACUGCUUUCAAAGAGACAGGUGGACAUUCACAUUAUGGAGUUACCUAAAAAUCCAUGGGAGAAAUUGUCUAUUCACCUCUAUUUUGAUGGAAUGUCACUUUCUUAUUUUAUGGCAUACUAUAAAUACUGUACUUCUGAACAUACUGAGGAGAUGUUGAAAGAAAAACCAAGAUCAGAUCAUGAUAAAAAGUAUGAAGAGGAACAAUGGGAAAUAAGGUUUGAGGAAUUGCUUUCGGCUGAAACAGACACUCCUCUUUUACCACCGUAUUUGUCUUCAUCUCUGCCUUCCCCAGGAGAACUCUAUGCUGUUCAAGUUAAGCACGUUGUCUCACCUAAUGAAGUCUAUAUUUGCCUUGAUUCUAUAGAAACUUCUAACCAGCAUAGUGACACAGAUGAUAGUGGAGUCAGCGGGGAAUCAGAAUCCGAGAGCCUUGAUGAAGCACUGCAGAGGGUUAAUAAGAAGGUAGAGGCGCUUCCUCCUCUGACGGAUUUUAGAACAGAAAUGCCUUGCCUUGCAGAAUAUGAUGAUGGCUUAUGGUAUAGAGCGAAGAUUGUUGCCAUUAAAGAAUUUAAUCCUUUAUCUAUCUUAGUACAAUUUGUUGAUUAUGGAUCAACUGCAAAGCUGACAUUAAACAGACUGUGCCAAAUUCCUUCUCAUCUUAUGCGGUAUCCAGCUCGAGCCAUAAAGGUUCUCUUGGCAGGGUUUAAACCUCCCUUAAGGGAUCUAGGGGAGACAAGAAUACCAUAUUGUCCCAAAUGGAGCAUGGAGGCACUGUGGGCUAUGAUAGACUGUCUUCAAGGAAAACAACUCUAUGCUGUGUCCAUGGCUCCAGCACCAGAACAGAUAGUGACAUUAUAUGACGAUGAACAGCAUCCAGUUCAUAUGCCAUUGGUAGAAAUGGGGCUUGCAGAUAAAGAUGAAUAAGUGCCUAAGUAUUAAAAACUCAAGAUGUGAAUGCAAAAGCGCAUAGAAGAAAAUGGUGUACUUGUGGCCUGAGGAUUGAGAAGAAUUAAAGUCAUGAAAACCAAAAACUAUUUUAAAAGACUAGUAAAUUCAACAUUACAAGGAAAAACAUACAUUAAAAAAAACACAAACUGAAAAGCCAAACCCAGAUUGGGAGAAGAUAUUAGCAGUGCUUGUAACUGACAAAGGAUUACUAUGCGGAAUACUUUAUAAGGAGAAACACACACACACACACAUCCAAAAUUUUAAAUGGACAAAGGAAAUGAACAGGCAGUUCACAAAAGGGGAACCUCAAAUGCUGACUAAAUGUAAGAAAACAUGCUCACAGGGCCUUACCAGCUCACGGAAUCAACCACCAUUUUACAUCAACUGGCCAAAAUGUUAAAGUCUGGCCAGAUCAAGUGUUUGCAAGUAUGAAGAGCAUACUCUACUGACAGUAAAAAAAACUGGUACAACCAUGUUGCAGAGCAAAGGGAAAACCUCCAGCUGACAUGGCCUGGCAUCUUACUCUUCAUAUAUAUCCUAGAGAAGCCACAGGAUCAAGACACGCUCUGCAGCCCUAUUCAUUAUCAUGCAAACCUAAUUGCCCAUCUCCAGGAAUGCUGAACUGUGGAAGUAUACAAUGCAAUCUACAUAGCUAUUAAAAUCAAUCAACUGGAGUUUUUAUGUGUUAAGAUGGGUAAGUCAUACAGUAUUGAGAGAAAAAAACAAAUUGCAGAAGGACACACAGAAUAUGAAACAAUACUACAGGGUGAGUGUCCCUUAUCAGAAAUGCUUGGGAGCAGUAUUGCAGAUCUCCAUUUUUUUUUCAAGUUUUGGAAUAUUUGCAAAUACUUAUUGGUUGAGCAUCCUUAAUCCACAUUCAAAAUGCUCCAAUGAAUGUUUCCUUUGAGCAUCAUGCUUGCCCUCAAAAAGUUUCAGAUUUGGGAUGCUCGAACAGUAUAACAAUUUAUGAACGCAACAAGGUAAAAUAAUUUAAAACCGAAGCAUGGACCAUUAUCAGGGUAGAAAUUAACUGGCGGAAUAAGAUGAUGCACAGGAGCUUCAAUUACAUUUAUUAAUUCAAAUUCAUUCAAAUGUUCAAAAACAUUUAUUAAGAAAUGUUUUAUUAAGUUGGGUAUAAAUUGUUUAUUCCUUACAUUCUGAAAUGUUUUAUAAAAAGAUCAUGCAGCCUCUUACCUUGCAUUGGAAGAUAAUUUUUCUUGUAUUUUUCUACCUGGGUUCCUGAAGAAAUCUGACUGUUUUGAAAUCGAACAGAUGUGUUCUAUAGUAUAAGAGAUAAUUUUUUAUUUAAAAUGAGUGUUAGUCUAUUAAUACACUAAGUGAAACUAAUAAAACUCAGCUAGUGCU
This is a messenger RNA of Pan troglodytes (chimpanzee), 6527 nucleotides long. RefSeq names its product ring finger protein 17 (gene RNF17). The record is from RefSeq and is a predicted model, not a curated record. Lineage: Eukaryota; Metazoa; Chordata; Mammalia; Primates; Hominidae. Bases 129 to 5138 code for a protein of 1669 amino acids. The transcript is spliced from 37 exons.